Paramecium tetraurelia is the source of this 2883-nucleotide messenger RNA. RefSeq lists its product as uncharacterized. The record is from RefSeq and is a predicted model, not a curated record. Gene Ontology annotation, molecular function: translation elongation factor activity; GTPase activity; U5 snRNA binding. NCBI's taxonomy places the organism in Eukaryota, Ciliophora, Oligohymenophorea, Peniculida, Parameciidae. The transcript is spliced from 5 exons. Gene Ontology annotation, biological process: mRNA splicing, via spliceosome. Gene Ontology annotation, cellular component: U2-type catalytic step 2 spliceosome; cytosol; U4/U6 x U5 tri-snRNP complex.
AUGGACGACAUGAAUAAUUACGAUGAGUUCGGAAAUUACAUAGGGCCAGAAAUCGAUUCAGAGGAAGAAGACAAUGUGUAGAUUGAAGAGGAAUAAAUGGCUGAGAAUGACCAAGAACAUGUAAUAGCAAAUAGAGUGUACAUACCUAAUCAAUAAGUUGCAGUCAUUCUUAAUGAAGACAAAUAAUACUAUCCAGAUGCAUAACAAGUGUAUGGUCGAGAUGUUGAAAUCAAUGUGCAAGAAGAGGAUGCUUAGCCAAUAACUCAGCCAAUGAUUGCUCCAUUAAAAUCAAAGGAAUUUGAUAUCUAAGAGACACAGAUACCUCAAACUACUUUCGACUAUGAGUUUCUGUGUCGUAUUUCUAAGAAUCCAGCUUUGGUAAGAAAUGUUGCAAUUGUAGGCGGUCUGCAUCAUGGUAAGACAUCAAUGAUGGACGUCUUUGUUAAGCAAACUCAUCUUAAGCAAUUUAGUUUGUAGAAAGACAUCCGAUACACCGAUACUCGUCAAGAUGAAUAAUAGAGAUUGAUCUCCAUCAAGGCAAUCCCUAUGAGUUUAUUGUUACCAAAUAGCAAAGAUAAAUCAUAUUUGAUAAAUCUCUAUGACACUCCUGGACAUGUGAACUUCAUGGACGAGGUGUGUUGUGCCUUACGAGCCAGUGAUGCCAUGUUGCUCAUUAUUGAUGUGAUUGAAGGAGUCAUGAUGACUACUGAAAUGCUAAUCAAGGCGGCUGUCAAGGAGAAGAUGCCUAUUGUAGUCGUGAUAAACAAAAUAGAUAGAUUAAUCAUUGAGUUGAAGUUGCCACCUUCAGAUGCCUAUUUGAAGAUCAAAAACAUACUUGAUGAAGUCAAUAUCAUUAUAUCCGAUAAUGGAGGUAAUUAGAUCAUAUCACCUCUCAAUCAUAAUGUGGUAUUUGGUUCAGGUUUAUUUUAAUUUGUUUUUACAAUCUAGAGUUUUGCAAGGAGAUAUAACAAUUUCUUAAAUCCAGAACAAUUCACUCGUCUAUUAUGGGGAGACAUCUACUACGAUAAUAAAGAAAAGAAAUUUGUUCGACAUUUGUUGAGUUUAUUUUAGAACCCAUAUAUAAGUUAUUUGGGUAAGUGGUUUCUAAGGAUAAGGAACAAUCUAGAACCGUUCUUAUUGAGCCAAGGGAUAUCUCUCAAAAAAAGUGAAUUCAAAAUGGACACUAGACCAUUACUGAAAUUGGUUUGUUCUAUCUAUUUUGGUAAUACCUCUUCUUUAGUUGAUGUACUAGUGGAGUAAGUCCCUAAUUCUCAGGAAGGUAGUAAAAGGAAAAUGGAAUUAUAUUAUUAGGGUGACAAAUCGAAAUAAUCAUUUAUUCAAGCAUCUCAAGGUUCACACAAGGGACCAUUAUGUAUAAAUGUUGUGAAAUUGUACAGUAGACCAGAUUGCAUGAGUUUCGAUGCUCUGGGGAGAGUGGUCAGUGGAACUAUUAAAAAGGGAUAGAAUGUUAAAUUAUUAGGAGAAAAAUAUAAUAUAGAUGAUGAAGAGGAUAUGGCAAUCAGGAAUAUCAAGAACAUAUAUAUCUAUCAAGGUAGAUAUAGAGUAGAAGUGAAUAAAGUGCCUGCAGGAAAUUGGGUGUUGAUUGAGGGCAUUGAUUAAUUUAUUAGCAAGAGUGCUACUAUUACAGAGGAUUCUUAACAGAUGGACAUCUUGAGACCUAUUUAACAUAACAUUUUAGCGACUAUGAAGAUUGCCAUAGAACCAUUAGUUCCAAGUGAAUUACCUAAAAUGUUAGAAGGUCUACGUAAGGUAACUAAGAGUUAUCCUAUUUUGACAACUAAAGUGGAAGAAUCUGGAGAACAUAUUCUAUUAGGAACAGGUGAAUUAUAUUUGGAUUGUGUUAUGCAUGAUUUAAGAAAAAUGUAUUCAGAAAUAGAAAUUAAAGUAUCAGAUCCAUCAGUUCGUUUUUGUGAAACUGUUAUUGAAACAUCAUCAAAAACAUGUUAUGCAGAUACUCCCAAUAAAAAGAAUAGGAUUAAAGCAUUGGCAACUCCAUUAGACAAAGGUUUGACACCUUAAGAUAAGGGUUUGGCUGAGAGAAUUGAGAAUGAAGAGAUUGAUUUAUCAUGGCCUAAGAAUAAAUUAACCGAAUAUUUUAAAUCCAAUUUUAAUUGGGAUAUAAUUUAGAGUAGAUCUGUGUGGGCAUUCGGUCCAGAGAAAACGGGACCCAAUGUAUUUCUAGAUGAUACUCUACCAUCUGAAACAAACAAAUAGUUAUUAACUGAAGUCAAAGACUAUAUGAUUUAAGGUUUUUAAUGGGCAACCAGAGAAGGUCCUUUGUGUGAUGAGCCAAUCAGAAAUGUGAAAUUCAAGAUCAUCGAAGCCAACAUUGCUAAUGAACCCAUUUAUAGAGGAGGUGGUUAAAUAAUCCCCACAACAAGAAGGGUGUGCUAUUCUUCAUUCCUUAUGGCAACCCCAAAAAUCAUGGAACCAAUGUUAUUAACAGAAAUUAUGUGUUUCCAAGACUGUAUUCCUGCCAUCCACAAUGUUCUAUUAAGAAGAAGAGGACACAUCUUAUCAGAAUAGGCAAAGCCAGGCACACCAUUCUCAGUUGUGAGAGCCCACAUUCCAACGAUUGAUCACUUUGGAUUUGAAACUGAUCUUAGAGUACACACUUCAGGAUAAGCCUUCUGUUUAAGUGUUUUCGAUCAUUGGUCAUUAUUACCAGGAGAUCCUUUAGAUAAAACCAUAGUGCUUAAGCCUUUAGAGCCAGCACCUUCAAAUCAUUUGGCCAGAGAAUUCAUGAUCAAAACUAGGAGAAGAAAGGGUUUGAAUGAAGAUGUGUCUAUUUUGAAAUUCUUUGAUGAUCAGUUCUUAAUUGAUUCACUCAAACAAGACAAAGACUAUUAAUAGUAUAUUUGA